AUGAGAACAUCUCGACGAAAGUUCUUCUUUGCAAAAAUUUUAGCUCUUAUUCCGACAUUAUGCUUAAAAAGCAAAAAGUUAAGUUCAUUCUUGGAAAUAUUGCAUUUUUUGGUCGGAUAUCGGGGCGGGAUACCUCAAGUGAAUGCAAUUUUAGUUAAUGAAACUUUUAGUUGGAAACAUUAUUCAGCAUUGUGGAAACGUCUGGUCGAUAACGGAAAGCUUUGA
Molecule: messenger RNA, 225 nt
Organism: Clunio marinus
Lineage: Eukaryota; Metazoa; Arthropoda; Insecta; Diptera; Chironomidae
Source: the annotation of a GenBank genome assembly